GUGGUUUUUGUGCUGCGCGUGUUCAAGCGGGAAGCCAAGCCUCUUUUUGGAAGCGUCAUAUCAGCAAAGUUUAGAAGCCGCCAUCGCCAUUGCUUUCGGCGCUUUAGAAUUAAAAUAUAAUUUAAAUUUGAUUGUAUUAUUCGAUUUAUAUUGAGAACAAUGAGUCGAAGAUCUGCGACGACUACCAAAGUGUUUGUGGGAAGUUUGCCCCCGCAAGCAACAACCGAUGACUUGAGAAAAUUAUUUGAGAAUUAUGGCGCAAUUGCUGAAUGUGAUAUCGCAAAUAGAUGUGGUUUCCUUCACUUGGAAGAUGCCGACUUAGCAAUGAAAGCUAUUGAAGAUUUGAAUGGCACUGAUUUCAUGGGAGGUAAAAUCUCUGUGGAAAAAGGAAGGGUUAAGCCAAGAGGAGGUCGUGGGGGACGUGGUGGUGGUGGACCCAUGCGAGGUGGACGUGGUGGUGACCGCGGAGGCCCAUACUCGAGAGGAGGUGAUUUCCGUGGUGGUCCUAGAAACGGUUAUGGUGGUGGACGAGACUUUGGCUCUUAUGGCGGUGGUGACAGAUAUGGUGGAGGCGGUUACGAUAGGCCUCCCAGAGAUUUUGGACCUGGUGGUGGAUUUGGAGGAGGCAGAGGUGGCUUUGCUGGCGGGGAUAGACGUCCCUUCAACAAUAGUUUUGGUGAUCGCGGAGCAAGAUCUUUUGGCGAAGAGAGAGGAGGUGGCUUUGAGGACAGACGAGGAGGUGGAGGAGGAGGGUUCGAAGAUAGACGACCACCAAUGGGAGGUGAUAGAAGGCCCCCUCCAAUGGUAGAUCAAGGAGGCCCAGGAGGACCAAGACCUGGACCAGGUGGAUUUGAUAGGGGUGGCGAUUUAUACAGCCGUAGAGACAACGGACCUAAGGGUGGAGAUUUUAACGGUGGUCCAAAUGGUUACAGUAACGGUGGCUACGGAGGUGGGCCAGGUGGCGGAUUUGGGGGUGGUGACCGUUAUGGAGGCAAUCAAGCGGGAGGAUAUGGAGGUGACAGAGGCAACUAUGGUGGUGGCUAUGGAGGGGACUCUUUCAAUAAUGGUCCACGUGGUGGUGGCGGCGGCGGCGGAUCCUAUGAUAGCGCCUAUCCACCCUUGCCACAACAGAGAGGAGGCUUUGGAAGCGGCGGUGCGGGUGGACCACGAAUGUCGGGGGGCCCUGGUGGACGCAAGUUUUAAUUCCUACGAAACAAAGACGUUAGCGCUGACGUUAAUAAACUUCGCCCCAUGAUAUUGGGAUUAUUUUCUGUACAUUCAGUAAUCUAAGUAUUUUAAUUGAUAGUAAUUCAAGUAACGGGGGCUCUUAUAACUAUUUUUGCGAAAUUUUAACUUGAAAUAAGAAGUUUUGACCUUUUGAGCUAAAAACUUCUUUUUCGCAUUCCCAAAAAUUCCCCUUUUAGUUGAUAAGUUAAUUUUUACAAUUUGUUUCUGAUAGACAAAUUUUCCAAUAGAUUAGUUUUGAAAUCAGGACGUGUUUGUUUUUUAACGUGUUCUCGAAAAUGAAAAAAAUGUAUGUAUAGAAAUAAAUGGAAGGUUUAGAUAUAA
Messenger RNA from Coccinella septempunctata (seven-spotted ladybird), 1569 nucleotides. RefSeq names its product TATA-binding protein-associated factor 2N-like. The transcript is spliced from 5 exons. The record is from RefSeq and is a predicted model, not a curated record. The coding region runs from base 160 to 1203 and encodes 347 amino acids. Gene Ontology annotation, molecular function: mRNA binding. Gene Ontology annotation, cellular component: cytosol. Lineage: Eukaryota; Metazoa; Arthropoda; Insecta; Coleoptera; Coccinellidae.